AUGGGUAUAAACCAGACCAACGGAAAUUGCUCUAUCUGCAAUGAAACCUUCGGGGAUGCUCAUGACUUCUACAAGCACCUUGACAACUGCGUAAUGCUCAAGGUGAUGCAAGAGGAUCCCUCCGAGGCCAUCAACGACAUGCAUCUCGAUGAGGUGAACGAUGAUGAAGAAGCGAAGAAGACAUUGAAACGCGGCUCCCUUGGCGUGGAAGACCGCGGCGACCAAGCAGACUAUAACGAAUCUCACAACGACCAUGAUCUGAGUCCAACAUCAUCCUAUUCCAAUUUGGGUUCCGAUAAAGAGAUCCGUGCGGCUAGUCGUCCUUCGAGUGUCGCGAGUGCGGCUACGGCAGUCAGCUUCACAUACUUUGGCGGCGGAUAUUCGAAUGGCCAUGGCUCGGGUUUAGAACCAGAUACCCAGUCUGCUAGGGAAAACUCUCACAACGACCAUGAUCUGAGUCCAACAUCAUCCUAUUCCAAUUUGGGUUCCGAUAGAGAGAUCCCUGCGGCUAUUCGUCCUUCGAGUGUCGCGAGUGCUGCUACGGGUGCCAGCUUGACAUACUUUGGCGGCGAAUAUUCGAAUGACCAUGGCUCGGGUUCAGAACCAGACACCCAGUCUGCCAGGGAGAACAACUUGCCUGGAGAAACCAAUCUCGAGGUGCAAGAGCCAGAAAUCAGGUAUCCAUCGGACUAUCUCGAGGAGCCCCCAUCCACACAGCCAAUGCAUUGGGAUCGCCGAUGGGACGCAGAUAAUUAUGAAACCGAUGAGCGUGGACCCGAUAUCAUCGUUCUUAGACACCGUGGAACCAUGUAUCCGCUCCAGUUCCGCGCAUAUGCCAUUGAUGACGGUAUUGUCACUGUUGGCGUAUUGCGGCAGGAAGCUGUGAGGAUAGUUGGAGACCCUUUUCCGGACCUUAUUAGGUUAUUUUACAGGGGAAGGUCGUUAGAAGACGACAAUCAAACAUGCAAAGCAGAGGGGCUCAAGCAAUACUCAGAAGUGCUAGUUACAGUUUCCGAAAUUCAACUUGAUCCACGCAGCGACUCUUCCCAUUAUGAAAAAGGCUACACAGGCGACUCGUCACGGGGCCAAUUCAAUGUCAUCAAUAAGGUAGAGAGGAAGAAGAACAAGAAGAAAACUGGACAUACUUCUCCUCCUGAUCCCCCAUCACGGCAUCCAUCGCCCGCUCCAUCUAGCAGCUCACUCCUGUCUCCACCGGAUUUGAAAACAAUGCGUACAGCGAUGGAACAAGUGUCUUCCUUGACCGUGUAUUUCGAGCGUGAUAUCAUCCCGCUUUGUGAUGAAUACAUAGCCCAACCGCCGGGCGAUAUCAAGAAACGGGAUUCCGAACAUAAGAAGCUGAGCGAGAUGGUGCUUAGGCAAGUGAUGUUGCCAGUGGAUGAAAUCGAGCCUGAAGGCGAUGUGACAGUACGCAAUGCCCGCAGGACCCUCGUCAAACAAGCGCAACAUGUCUUAAGUCUGCUGGAUGCGGCAGCGAAAGUAUAG
This is a messenger RNA of Penicillium mononematosum, 1503 nucleotides long. Its product is annotated as BAG family molecular chaperone regulator. The transcript has a single exon. Gene Ontology annotation, molecular function: protein-folding chaperone binding. The record is from RefSeq and is a predicted model, not a curated record. Bases 1 to 1503 code for a protein of 500 amino acids. NCBI's taxonomy places the organism in Eukaryota, Fungi, Ascomycota, Eurotiomycetes, Eurotiales, Aspergillaceae.